UCCUUGCUUCCUUCCUCUUCCUCCCAGCCGGCGCCGCAGCAGCCGCUGCGCUGUGUGCGUGCCUGCGUGGGCAGCCGGGGGGGGGAGAGAAUGGGGACGGGGACAGGGAUGGGGACAGGGACAGGGCAUGCGUGAGCCCCUCGGGCCCCGCAUCGUGCCCAAGGUGCCCACCACGCCGAUGCUGCUCGCCCCGGGCGAUGUGACGCUGCUCCUGGGCGCAGAUGCCCUGCGGUAACCCGUCCCCAUCAGCGAUGGCCUCCACACCCCGGUGAGGAACAAGAGGACGAGCACCCAGCCGAUCCCCUGAUCACCACCCCCCCCUGAGACAGCCAUGGAGGCCCCCCUGGACGUGCCCGUAGGGAACCUCAUCGACUUCGACCCGAAAUGCCCUGCCCGUGCCCCCUCGGAGCCUUCUCCCGGGGAUGUCCCCAGCGGCAACGGGCACGUGGGGGACGUGGCCGGGGAGGAGAGCGAUGCCACCGAGUCCGCGGACAGCGACAACGAGGCGGGCGGCUCGCCAACGCGCUGGGGCGGCCGCCGCCGCUCGUCCUCCGCCGAGUCCUUCUCCUCCAGCCAGAGCACCGAGUCGGCCAGGGACGAGGCGAAGGCCGAGCGCCGGGAUUUCAUGCGGCACUACGUGGAGAAAAUCUUCUCCGGGGGGGAGGAUCUGGACCAGGAGGAGAAGGCCAGGUUUGGGGAGCUGUGCAGCGGCGAGGACGGGAAGGGCAGGGAAUGGUUCGCGAGAUACGUCAGCGCCCAGCGCUGCAACUCCAAGUGCGUGUCGGAGCAGACCUUCUACCGCCUCAUGCAGUCUUUCGCCCUCGUGCUCUUUGAGUGCCACCAGAUGGACGACUUCAGCCCCGCCAAGAACCUGAUGACCAUGUGCUUCACCUACUUCUACAUCGGGAAGAGCCACGCGUUGCCCCUGGAGGCCAAGGAGAAGCCCACGGGCAGCAUCGACUCCUACCUGAGGUCGGCCAACAGCUGGCUGGCCGAGAAGAAGGACAUCGCCGAGAGGCUGCUGAAAAACACCUCGGCCAGGACGGAGAACGUCAAGGGCUUCUUCGGGGGCCUGGAGACCAAGCUGAAGGGGCCCGCGGCCAGAAAAAGCCACGAGGCUGAGGACAGGCCGAAGGAGAGGCUGAAGAAGACGGUUUCCGUGCAGAGCCCUGAGGAGGAGAAGAAAGGGGAGAAGAUCUACCUGUACAUGCACCUCAAGCAGCAGCCCAUCUGGCACAACCUGCGCUUCUGGAACGCCGCCUUCUUCGACGCCGUGCACUGCGAGCGCAGGAAGCGCUCCCCCACCACCAGAGGGGACGCUGGGGAGGAAGAGGAGAAGAGGGAGAAGUGGUGCCACAUGACGCAGGAGGAGCGGGACGACAGCCUGCGCUUCAACGAGAACAUCACCUUCGGGCAGCUGGGCACCUUCAUCCACAACAUGCUGGCGUUCGGCCUCAACAAGAAGCUCUGCAGCGAUUUCCUCAAGAAGCAGGCGACGAUCGGCAACUUGGACGAAGAGCAAUACAAGCUGCUGAGCGACCACAUCGAGCAGAUGGCCACCGAGUAGCCGCCCGGCCGGCACGGCACAGCGGCAGCGAGACGGCGGCCGGAGCAGUUGGGGAGAAAAAGGGGCCCCGAAUAAAUCUGGGCUGCUCGGGGGUCGCGCGCGCGCUCACAGAGCUGCCCCCCACCUGCAUGACCACCCGCCAACCCUUAGAGCUGCGCCGUGGGCAGCCCGUAGAAGUAGGAGCCCAAACAGCCCCCGUCCCUCGCCGGAGCCUCCCGCGUCUGUUUUCGGAGCAGGCGGACCCCAGAAGCGGGGUUUUUGUCGGGUAAAAACAAGCGGACAAAGGGAGAAACAAACAGACAAAACCUAAAAAAAAAAAAAAUAAUACAAGAGAGAAAGCAAGAUGAAAAAGAAAGCAGCUGCUGCAGCCCCCCUGUGCCCGGGGACUUUAUUGCUGUGUCCUCAGCCCCCUCCAAAAAGCUGCUUGGGGGCUUCAGUGCUCGUAGCAGCGGGGUCUGGAGCAAAAUGUUGUGGGGUGAGGAGCUGCUGAAUGCGUUUGCUGCUCGAUGCCUUCUCAAGGCUGGUGUGGACAGUGGAAAAUCCGGAGGAUGCGAGCCUCCUGCAUCCCCCCGCAGCGAGGCACCAGGUUGGCAGCACCUGGUUCCAGGGGGCUGUUAAAGGAAUUAGGGGUUUUCGGGCACUUGAGGGGCUUUUUGUCCAGGGAUUUGGGGUGUGGGGCAUGGCAGGAGGGGCUGCUUCGGGGUGGGCAGGAGGUCGCGCUGCGCUGCGCAGCGGGGUGGCACUGGUGGCUUCCCUCGCUGUGUAAGGUUCCCUGGGAGAUGUGGGGAAACUUUUCUCUUGGGAAAACCACCCUACAAUCUCUAUAUGGCCCUGUGCACGGAGAGAAACCAGCAUUUGUGCCACACCAUCAGCCUCCACCCACAGGACACCAGCCAUGGCCUCAGGCACGAGCGCAGGGCGAGGGGGCAGCGGUGCUCGGGGCCAGGCUGUUUGGGGGGCACAAGCAGCAGCUGGGGGGUUCCCUGUAGGGUUUUUCCGCACAGCUUUGCUGUGUUUGCUUUUCCCUUCACCCCACACCCUGCUGUGACCUCCAGCACCGGGGCAGCCGAGGGCUUGUGGUGUUUCCUUGAGGGCUGAGCCAACAGCCCCGCACCGGCUGCGCCUCCCCUGACCCUUUCCCUUCCCCAUCACACCCGGAAUAGCCUUUGGGAUCGCCGCACCCCAAAGAGCCCUGUCCAUACACGUCUCCUGCUCUGCUCCGCUGACUGCAGCUGCCUGGUAUGCAGCCCGGCAGGUUCUGCCCAGCGCCUCCUUGGCACGGCUGCUGUGGGCAGUUCGGGGACGCGGCCACAGCGCCGCUUCGCUCCGGGCAUCCUGAGCUUGGGCUCACCCCAAAACUGCCCUCAAACAUUGGGGUCCCACGGGAAUGGGUUUCAAGGGGUUGUUGGUGCAGUUUCCCCGUGCUGUGUCCCGUAGGAGCAGGGUUUUUCCCCGUAGCUCUGUGUCUCCAGUGGCAUUUCCUUGCUCUCACCGGGGUGCAGCGAGGGGGCUGCGGUUUGAUUUUCCCUGCUGGGAGUUUGGAGCUUUGGCACCCGUAAUUAUGGGGCUGGGCUCUGCUCCGUGCUGGGUCUGAGGCAGGAUCAGUCCCAGCGCUGCUUUCCCUGGUUUUCUGGCCGUCCCCAACCCCAGGACCUGGGCAGGGAUCCCCAGAAGGGUGUUUGUAGGGUGACCGCUGCCCCGGGGUUUGCACUUUGCGCCUGAUGGAGAGGAGAGGUGGGGGUGCAUCUCCACUCGGGUCUCCCCUCAGUCCCGCUGUGUUUAUUUUUUUUUUUCCGAUGUAAAAAAAAGUUCAGCAGUGAAAAAUAUAUUAUUUGCAUGUGUAUUUUUCUAAUAAAUAAAUAAAUAAAUGA
This is a messenger RNA of Anas platyrhynchos (mallard), 3438 nucleotides long. RefSeq names its product KIAA0513 ortholog. The record is from RefSeq and is a predicted model, not a curated record. Lineage: Eukaryota; Metazoa; Chordata; Aves; Anseriformes; Anatidae.